Sorghum bicolor (sorghum) is the source of this 4248-nucleotide messenger RNA. RefSeq lists its product as uncharacterized. Lineage: Eukaryota; Viridiplantae; Streptophyta; Magnoliopsida; Poales; Poaceae. The transcript is spliced from 3 exons. Gene Ontology annotation, molecular function: histone methyltransferase activity; protein binding; zinc ion binding. Gene Ontology annotation, cellular component: nucleus. The record is from RefSeq and is a predicted model, not a curated record. Bases 265 to 4005 code for a protein of 1246 amino acids.
UGGACCGCCCGGCGCCCGCCCGCUCUCGCUCUGCAGACGCCCCCGAAAGCCGAAACUGAAGCGUUCCAGUUUCCAAGGGCGCCGAGCCUCCCCUCCCGGGGGCGCGCGCGUGCCUUCCCAUUCCGCUCCACCCUCCUCCUCCUCCUCGGGAGAGAUCCGCCUCCCCGCGGCCUCCUCUUCCUCCGCGUAAACUCGCCGUGGCAGAGUAAUCUCGCGCCGGCCCCUGCGCGCAUAUUUAUCGGUGGAAAGAAAAAGGUUUUUGGGAUGCCGGCUGCCGGUGUGGAGCCGCCGGCGCCGCCAGCCGAGGCCGCGGCCGCGGCGGGGCGCAGGUUGAGACCUUCGAGGGUCUCCGCCAAGCGGUCCUGGCCGCCCGGGUGUGGUCGGUUCCCUGCGCCCCCGCCCGCGCCGGCCUCCGCGGCCGCGGCUGGUCCUGAGGUGAACGGCGUGGAUGGCGCCUCCACCGUUGUCGGCGGCAGGGUCGACGAGGCGGCCGCACCCGCGGUCAUUUCGCCUUCGGUUCAGAACGGAUGCCCGGAUAAGGUGGAGGAGGCCGUUGCCACCGCCACGGUUUCACCUGUGCGUCAGAACGGCGCCCCGCCUCCGCAGGAGGGAUCGGAGAAGCCUGUGGAUCAGAAUGGCGCCCUGCCUCAGCCAGAGGAAAAUAAGGUGGAAGCUGUGGCGGCUAGUUUACCUGCAGCGCGUAGCAGCGCCCUCCCACAUGUGCUGCCUCAGUCAGGGCCGGAGAGGGCUAGGCAGGAUGGAGACGGUGGUGAGAACGGAGAGGCACAAUUGCUGCGCGAUGCAGGCGAGCUGCCAUCAGAUGGUCAGCAAGGGAACAGGGUGGUGCAGGUGGUGGUGCCAACGGUAGCACUGCUGGGGAGUUGUAGCAUUGUUGGUGCUAGUUCUGUGCAGAACGGUGACAAAGGGGAUGGCUUGUUGGUGGCCGAGGAGAAGGGAGGUGGUGGCAGCAGUGAUGUGGGGCAGGAGGUUGCUGUUAAUGGGGAUGUCACAGAGAUUGGAAACAAAACAGGUGGCAGUGAGUUACAGAGAAAGGAAAAUGGAAUUGCAGCAAGGAGAACGAAACGGUGGUUGGAAUCCUCUCUGAAUCCGCCUCCUAAGAAGAGGGCGGUCUCAGCCGUACGCAGAUUUCCACCUGGCUGUGGGAGGACUGCUGUUACCACCGAAGUCAGUGAAGUUUUGAAGGGCUCACCUGUACACACAUUUUCUCCUGGCUGUGGAAGGGCUACUGUUACCACAACAGACACUGCUGUUUUGGACGUCUCACCUAUAAGCACAUUUCCUCCUGGUUGUGUGAGGUCUUCUGUUAAAACCACAGGCAGUGGAGAUGAGUGGUUACCUUCAGAAGCCACGCCUGCCAACAAUGGUGAUGCCUUGGUGGCAAGUCUGGUUUUAGGAGAGUCAACUUCUCCAACUUUAGCACUAGAGCCCCCCAAUAAGAAAUUGGAAAGCAAGAAAAUAGUGGAUGAAGGACAUAGCAAGGCUCACAAUAGGGUCCAAGUUCGAGAUGAUUUUGCUGGUACCAAACAAGAUGGUGACCAGCGAAAUGCUGUUCCAAAAUCUACACCAAGGAAUGUUUCUGAUGGGAAGAUGAAGGGGAAACUCUCGGCACAUAAAGGGAAGCAGGUAGCACAAGAAGUGGUGGAUGAUAAGAUGAAAAAUAAACUUGAUGGAAGCUUGCAAAGAAGUAAUCUUAGGACACCUUUGAGCAAUUCCAUUGACUCAAAGACAAAAGUAAAGAGGUUGGAUAGUGACAAGAUGAAUGUUGGAUUGCUUGGUAAUGCAGGGGCCUCUGCAGGUGGGAAGAUGGAAAGUAAGACUUUGAGUGCUAAAAAGGAAGUGGCGUGCUCAAAUAUGAACACAAAGCAAAAGAAGAUUGCUCGUAAGUUGAAGGGUGAUGGCAUCGGCAAGGAUAAUUUGCAUUCAUCCGCUAGGGAGUCCAAGCUUGGAAAACAUGUUGCAACUAAUCAAAUUGAAGAGCCUAACCAAAUAGUUGUACAAGCAUUGAUGGCUCCCGACAAUUGCCCUUGGACACGAGGAAGAAAGUCUAUUGCUAGUGCUUCCAAGUCUCUUGUUCCUAGGAACAAGAUAAAGGGAAAGGAUGCUACUCCAAAAGAUAUACCAGCAAGAAAAGUGGAUUUUAGUGAAUCGAUCAAUGAUGAGACAAUGAAUGACAAUGAGACACAAGGAAGAAAAUCUAUUGUUAGUACUUCCAAGUCCCUUGUUCCUAUGAACAAGCUAGAUGCUACUCCAAAUGGUAUACCAAUAGGAAAAGUGGCCUCUUUUGAAGUGAGCAAUGAUGAGGCAAUGGAUGGCAAUGAUGACAUUAACUUGGAAGAUGAUGACAACUCUAGGGCUCUAGUUGUGUAUGGAGAAAAGCGAGAAAUAUGUGUCACGGUUCUUCCGUCUAUUCCUUCCGGGUCACACCACAGGCAACCUAGGGACCAUGAUAUAGAUGCUCGAAGCAAAGUUAGGAAGUUGCUCCAGUUGUUCCAGGCGACUUAUCGAAAGCUUACACAAGUUGAGGAACAAGGUAAACGCAAAGUUGGGAGGAUUGACCUUGAAGCAGCUAAGGCACUAAAGAGCGACCCUAUCUAUAAAAAGAUUGGGGCCGUUGUGGGAAAUAUUCCCGGUGUUGAAGUUGGCGAUGAAUUUCAUUUUAGAGUUGAGUUGUCCAUAGUUGGUCUCCAUCGCCCAUUGCAAGGAGGUAUUGAUGAUGCUAAGGUGAAUGGUGUCCCCGUUGCUUUAAGUAUCGUUGCCUCCGGUGGCUAUCCUGAUGAAUUAUCAAGCUCGGGGGAACUAAUAUACACUGGUUCCGGAGGAAAGGCUGGCAAGAAUAAAGGAGGAGAUGAUCAAAAGCUUGCGCGGGGCAAUCUUGCCUUGAAGAAUUGCAUCAAAACCAAAUCCCCAGUUCGUGUGAUUCAUGGGUUCAAAGGCCAAAGUAGAAGUGAAGGUGGUCAUUCUAAAGGCAAGCAAACUACAACAUUUACAUAUGAUGGGUUGUAUGAAGUGUUGGAAUGUUGGCAAGAAGGCCCAAAAGGUGAGAUGGUCUUCAAGUACAAGUUACAGAGGAUUGCAGGGCAACCUGAAUUAGCCCUACAUGCAGUUAAGGCAACAAGGAAGUCCAAAGUUCGUGAAGGUCUUUGUUUGCCUGAUAUAUCUCAAGGAACCGAGAGGAUACCCAUAUGUGUCAUCAACACAAUUGAUGACAUGAAGCCAGCACCAUUUAAAUACAUCACCAAAGUCAUAUAUCCAGCUUUGUUUGAAAAAGAACCUCCAAAGGGUUGCAACUGUACAAACGGCUGCUCAGACUCUAUUAGUUGUGCUUGUGCAGUGAAGAAUGGAGGGGAAAUACCGUUCAAUUUCAACGGUGCGAUUGUUGAGGCCAGGCCUCUCAUAUAUGAGUGUGGUCCAUCAUGCAGGUGCCCGCCAACAUGCCACAAUAGGGUGAGUCAGCAUGGUAUCAAAAUUCCACUAGAAAUAUUCAAGACAGGGAAGACAGGUUGGGGUGUAAGAUCCCUCAGUUCUAUAUCAUCAGGCAGUUUCAUAUGCGAGUAUACUGGUGAGCUAUUGAAAGAUGAAGAAGCUGAAAAGAGACAGAAUGACGAGUAUCUAUUUGAUAUUGGUAAUAACUACCAUGAUGAAGAACUUUGGGAGGGGCUGAAGUCGGUGGUUGGUGUAGGAUCUUCUACCUCGUCCUCUGAGACAAUGGAAGGCUUCACAAUAGAUGCAGCUGAGUGCGGCAAUGUGGGAAGAUUUAUCAACCAUAGUUGUUCACCAAACCUUUAUGCUCAAAAUGUUCUCUGGGACCAUGAUGACAUGAGGAUGCCGCAUGUUAUGCUUUUUGCUGUUGAGAAUAUCCCGCCGCUACAGGAGCUGACCUACCAUUAUAAUUAUAGUGUAGGGGAGGUCUAUGACAAGAAUCACGAGGAGAAGGUCAAACAUUGCUACUGUGGCGCCUCGGAUUGCUGUGGCAGGCUCUACUAAAACAUUAUUGACUGUUGUUAGCUCUAUGUUAUGAACACCUCUGCCUUGCCUCUGCCGUACCCUUCUGUUCUCAGUUCAUCUUGUACUUGUCGGCUUUCUGAUGUUUACAGCAAGCUGCAUUUGCUCUUGCUGUUUUCUUUUAGAAAAUUUCUGCUCCGUUUAUGAAUGAAGUUUGAAUGGAACCCCGUUGUACCAUGUUUUAAAUAAUUAAUGAAGUUUGAAAGGGGCUCCAUUUUUCGAUGA